Messenger RNA from Boleophthalmus pectinirostris (great blue-spotted mudskipper), 976 nucleotides. Its product is annotated as Ras-related GTP binding Ca. Gene Ontology annotation, cellular component: nucleus; Gtr1-Gtr2 GTPase complex; lysosome. The transcript is spliced from 4 exons. Lineage: Eukaryota; Metazoa; Chordata; Actinopteri; Gobiiformes; Gobiidae. Bases 206 to 961 code for a protein of 251 amino acids. Gene Ontology annotation, biological process: cellular response to starvation; positive regulation of TOR signaling; cellular response to amino acid stimulus. Gene Ontology annotation, molecular function: GTPase activity; GTP binding. The record is from RefSeq and is a predicted model, not a curated record.
AAGCUUUUAUUUCCUACGGGAGAGGAAAUCCUUAGAAAAUGUGUGUGCGAUCAUGCCCCGUGUCUCCAAGUAGCCGACAAUAUUGACCAACAAUUUUAUUAUUCCUAAAUCGGAGCGGUCCAAACCUAGUUGUAGAUCAUAGGCAGAAGCGUGGGGUCCGAAGAGCGAGGGGGGGACCAGGGGUAGCCGCGGUCGCUGGGUCAAAAUGUCGAUUCAGUACGAGGUGGAGCAGCUGGCUGACAGCUAUGGGGUGGCGGACUCUUUCCCCAAAGAUUUCGGCUAUGGAGGAGAGGAGGCCGACAUCGAGGACAGCCCGGCUCCGUCCGACAGCAAACCACGCAUCCUACUCAUGGGUUUGAGAAGAAGCGGGAAGUCCUCCAUUCAGAAGGUUGUUUUCCACAAGAUGUCCCCAAAUGAGACAUUAUUUCUGGAGAGCACAAACAAGAUUUACAAAGACGACAUUUCCAGCAGUUCUUUUGUAAACUUCCAGAUCUGGGACUUUCCUGGCCAGGUGGACUUCCUCGAUCCCACAUUUGACUACGAGAUGAUCUUCAGAGGAACUGGAGCUUUAAUAUUUGUUAUUGAUGCGCAGGAUGAUUAUGUGGAGGCCCUGACGAGGCUCCAUCUCACAGUGUCUCAGGCCUACCGCGUCAACCCCGAGAUCAACUUCGAGGUUUUCAUUCACAAAGUAGACGGACUUUCUGACGACCACAAAAUUGAAACACAAAGGGACAUUCACCAGAGGGCCAAUGAUGACCUGGCCGAUGCUAGUUUAGAAAAGCUACAUCUCAGCUUUUACCUAACAAGUAUCUAUGACCACUCAAUCUUCGAGGCCUUCAGCAAAGUGGUGCAGAAGCUCAUCCCCCAACUCCCCACACUGGAAAACCUCCUCAACAUUUUCAUUUCUGUAAGAAAACAACUGCUUUUAAAGCUUGUCAUGGGCCGUGUGAUUUGUGUGUGACUGCGUGUCUGAUGU